Messenger RNA from Tripterygium wilfordii, 2567 nucleotides. RefSeq names its product L-aspartate oxidase, chloroplastic-like. The record is from RefSeq and is a predicted model, not a curated record. Gene Ontology annotation, molecular function: L-aspartate oxidase activity. The transcript has 8 exons. Bases 121 to 2079 code for a protein of 652 amino acids. NCBI's taxonomy places the organism in Eukaryota, Viridiplantae, Streptophyta, Magnoliopsida, Celastrales, Celastraceae. Gene Ontology annotation, biological process: NAD+ biosynthetic process.
AGAAAACAAAGUAGGUGAGAGCGACCGGCACGCCACCCGAAAAAGCGAGGGGAUGGCGGGAAUGUGGAGGAUGCUGCUACUUCUUCUGAGGCUGGAAAUCACAGGAGAAUAUUGAUUGCAAUGGCCUCAUCAAGUUUUGUUGCCCAAGGCAGCAACCUUCACUAUAAUGCAAGCAUCGGCAGGGGACAUGAUUGUAGACGAGCUCUUCGUGUUUCUAGCUUGGCAUUCAACAAUCAAUGCCAACAGAAUGGGCUUUCAUGGUCAUACAGAGUAUCCAAGGUUUUGCGGAUCCAGGCAUGUAAAUUUUCUCAGUCUCCCCUUACAGAGAGUCUGAAGUCCCACAGAACUGUCGCCACCGUAGUCUGUUUGAAAGAUGCUUCCGCAAAGUACUUUGAUUUUGCUGUCAUUGGCAGUGGAGUUGCUGGUCUUCGCUAUGCUCUUGAAGUUGCGAAACAUGGUUCUGUUGCAGUGAUUACAAAGGCUGAGCCUCAUGAAAGUAACACAAACUACGCCCAAGGUGGAGUUAGCGCCGUGCUUUGCCCUUCAGAUUCAGUGGAAAGUCACAUGCAGGACACAAUGGUAGCAGGGGCCUACUUAUGUGAUGAAGAAACCGUCCGAGUGGUGUGCACAGAAGGCCCUGACAGGAUUCGGGAAUUGAUCGCUAUGGGUGCAUCAUUUGAUCAUGGGGAGGACGGAAACUUGCAGUUAGCAAGAGAAGGGGGGCAUUCCCAUCGCAGAAUUGUCCAUGCUGCUGAUGUUACUGGAAGGGAAAUUGAGAGGGCUCUUUUGGAGGCAGUUGUCAAAGAUCCUAAUAUCUUUGUGUUUGAACACCAUUUUGCAAUAGAUUUGCUUACUUCUCAGGAUGGUUCUGACACAGUUUGUCAUGGUGUGGACACUUUAAAUACUGAAACAGGAGAGGUGAUUCGAUUUAUUUCGAAGGUGACUUUACUUGCAUCAGGUGGGGCUGGGCAUAUAUAUGAAACCACCACAAAUCCUCCGGUAGCCACUGGAGAUGGAAUUGCUAUGGCGCAUCGGGCUCAAGCUGUAAUUUCCAAUAUGGAAUUUGUACAAUUCCACCCAACUGCAUUAGCUGAUGAAGGGCUUCCUGUUAAACCAGACAAAACUCGAGAAAAUGCAUUUCUCAUCACUGAGGCUGUCAGGGGUGAUGGAGGCAUCCUCUACAACAUAGACAUGGAGAGAUUCAUGCCCCUAUACGAUGAAAGGGCUGAACUUGCUCCCAGGGAUGUGGUUGCAAGAGGUAUAGAUGACCAGCUUAAAAAGCGCAAUGAGAAAUAUGUGCUACUUGAUAUAAGUCAUAAGCCCAGAGAAAAGAUUCUCUCUCACUUCCCCAACAUUGCUGCUGAGUGUCUCAAGCAUGGCCUAGAUAUAACGCGCCAGCCUAUCCCCGUGGUUCCUGCGGCUCAUUACAUGUGUGGGGGAGUCCGGGCUGGGCUUCAAGGGGAGACAAAUGUGCUGGGCCUAUACGUGGCAGGUGAGGUAGCAUGCACUGGAUUGCAUGGAGCAAACCGACUUGCUAGCAAUUCAUUGCUUGAGGCUCUAGUGUUUGCACGACGAGCUGUGCAGCCUUCAAUUAAUCACAUGAAGAGCUGUAGCAUAUCUCCAAAUGCUUUGAACUUAUGGUCACAACCCAUUGUGCCUAGUUUACUCGGGAGUGGUGUAAUGCAUAAGAUAAUGAGGAUGACGAGGAAAGUGAGGAGAGAACUACAAUCAAUCAUGAGGAAAUACGUGGGCAUUGUCCGUUCAACAACAAGGCUAGAAACCGCAGAGCGAAGAAUUGAUGAGUUGGAGUUGAAGUGGGAGAAAUACUUGUUUGAGAAUGGAUGGGCGCCAACGAUGGUGGGGCUCGAAGCUUGUGAAAUGAGGAACCUCUUCUGUUGUGCAAAGCUGGUAAUCAACAGUGCCCUUGCGAGGCAUGAAAGCCGUGGGCUUCAUUACACAACUGAUUUCCCUCAUUUGGAGGAAAGCAAGAGACUGCCAACGAUUAUAUUGCCUUCUUCUCCUGUGAAUGGUAGUAGCACAUGGAGUUCAAGGCAGCUACAAAAGCAGCCUUUGUGCUAACAAGUGCAGGUUUUUCUGCCUAAACUUGUACUUCGACAUCAUCUUCUGUCAUUUUACAUUCUAGAAUAUUUUUACCUCAUUCAGGCAACCUAUUAAAUGAAAAUAAGUGCAGUUUUUUUUUGGCAUAAUUGCAGCUUUGUUCAUUGUUUCUGAUUCGUUGUUCUCCAGAUAAAUAAAGUGCUAAGUACAAAUUAUUACCAGGAUGCUCGCUCUGUUCCUUUCUUCAACUUGCGGUGACAUGUUUGUUGAAUGAUUAUAAUGUAAACUAGCUCCAGUUGCCUUGUAAAUGGUAAAACAAAAAAAAAAUAUUCAGCUUAUCGACUUAGCUAGAGAAAGCCAAAUAAGGUUGGUGCUGUAACUAGUUAUGCUAAAAUGUAAAAUGCAACUUACAAAAGGUUAAAAAUUCAAAUUAUUCAAAUUCAAAUGUCCUUUUCCUUGAUCUGUUUUGUCAUUAAAUGCAAUAAUUCAAAUUUUAUUUCUAUCUUCUA